Melitaea cinxia (Glanville fritillary) is the source of this 2295-nucleotide messenger RNA. RefSeq names its product nose resistant to fluoxetine protein 6-like. The record is from RefSeq and is a predicted model, not a curated record. Gene Ontology annotation, molecular function: acyltransferase activity, transferring groups other than amino-acyl groups. The coding region runs from base 1 to 2295 and encodes 764 amino acids. The transcript is spliced from 12 exons. Lineage: Eukaryota; Metazoa; Arthropoda; Insecta; Lepidoptera; Nymphalidae.
AUGUAUAUUCCAAACAUGUUUUUCGUGACUCUGUUUGUGUUUAUGAGUGUUGUUAGUGGGGAAGUGAACUCCACUGAGGCUGGCUCCAUGGAUAAUAGUUCUCGUAUGGCAUGGAUGAAGGGCCUACUGGAUCACCACGAUUGGAUUAAUUUACUCAACGCGAAUCAUUCACUACCGGAGACUUGCGAAAAUGAUUUGAGGCAGUACAUCACAGCAUUAAAUCAGGGGCAGCUGUGGGCUUCCAAAAUUUACGACGCUUCCGGACAAUACACUCCUAACUUAUUAUUUGGCAACGAGUACUGGCUGGGUUCACAGAAUGCGUGUCACGAUCUGUUACUCAAGAAAUACUAUGCGCAAACUCCGCCCUUCUCUACCACGUUCUACGUUGCUAAGAUCAAUCUUAAAGUAGAUGCAGAUCAUAUACCGCAGACGAGGCCAAUGUUAGUCGGUCAAUGCGUGCCAGCUUCCUGCAGCAAAGAUGCAAUAAAAAUGCUACUGAGUUCGUCGGAAGCAGUGAUCGCCGCCCGGGCCGCAGCCGCAGGUAUCGACGCCUCGUUCACUACCCUCUACGUGCGCCCAGUGCCAGGCUCCUAUGACAUACUAAAUGACUUUAAAUUCCACAUACUUGGGUCGGUAAUGCUAGCAGUUACGAUAUGGAUGUUCAUAGCGUCCAUCUACGAAGGUUACCUCGAACGUCGCUAUCGUCUCAAGGAACAAGAAGACCUUGAACUUGCCAACAAUAAUAAGCCAACUUCAAAUAAUAACUCGAAAGAUGAUAUAAAAGUAACAGACGAAGAUCAUAAAGAUCAAGAUAUAUGUCGGGAAACUUGUGGGACGUGGUCCGAGGUCUUACUUUCUUUUUCUAUUCUAUCUAACGGCAGAGUUAUUCUCAGCACACAAAAGCCUAACGACGGCGCUUUGACGUGUUUGCACGGUAUGAGAUUUAUGUCAGUGUUAUGGGUUAUCAUGGUGCAUACUUACUUAACCAUUUUCUACGUCGCUGACAACAAAACAAUGAGAGUUGUGACAGAACGAAAUUUCCUCUACCAAUCUGUUGGCAACGCUUCUUUUUGUGUCGACACUUUCUUCUUUAUAAGUGGACUUCUCGUUACCGUACUAUUCUUAAGGACAGAAGAUAAAAAAGCAGAUAGGAAGCUAAACAAAAAGGCAAAACCCGUGCCCCAGGAUAUAAACAAGGAUCUUAACGUUUACACGAAUUCUGCAUUAUCUGUUUCCGUUACAAGCCAAGAAACAUUCUAUGAAGAUAUACUGGACAAGCCGGCUCCUAAAGGUUAUUCCAAAGAGGAAAUUUUUAAGAUGACGAAAUCAUUUUUCGUAUUAUUUUUCUAUCGAGUUGUCAGAUUGACUCCAGCUUAUGCAUUCGUAAUUGGAAUAAACGAAUUGGCUCUUCGCUACACACAUGACCACACCGUAUUUGAGCCAGCUAUGUUUGACCAUAUCAACUGCGAACGCUACUGGUGGCGCAACUUGCUUUAUAUAAAUAACUUUUUCCCGCAAAAGGACAUGUGUAUGGUGUGGUCCUGGUACAUGGCAAACGACACACAAUUCUAUGUCAUAGGAGUGAUAUUGUUAUUAAUAUCAGUAAAACAUACAAAGCUAGCAAUGGGAUCGCUCAUACUAUUGUUGAUUAGUUCGUGGGCAACCACCAUCUACGUAUCGGUGUGGCAUCAAUAUAAGGCUCGCAUUCAAGAACCAUUCGAAAUGUUCGAUCCCCUUUAUGACAAACCAUGGUCGAGAAUUGGACCAUACUUAGUCGGAAUGACAGUAGGGUGGUACCUGCAUAAAACUAAGUGUCAGGUGCGAAUCCCAUACUGGCUGGUGGUGAUAGGCUGGCCCACAUCACUGGCCAUCAUCGGUAGCUUAAUCUUCGGAAUGGUGGAUGGAUACUUCGAAGUAUGGCCUACAGCAUUUUACGUUAGCAUUGGACACACAGGUUGGGGAAUUGCACUAGCGUGGAUAUGCAUCGCCUGCUGCUGCGGUUACGGUGGUAUAGUCAACUCGGCGUUGUCCUACCGCGGCUUGUUGCCUUUGAGUCGCCUGACCUACUGCGCCUACCUGAUACACCCAACUAUCAUGAUGUACACCUCAUUUUUGCUCGAUGGACCUCUGCAUUUGCAGAACUCUAUGGUCCUAACAAUAUACGCCGGCUACGCAGUGAUGGCUUUUCUUGCAUCGUUUGCCAUAUCACUUGCAUUCGAAGCGCCAGCAGUGCGUCUGUUGAAAAUCAUCAACGGCGGAGGACGAAGAAAAAUGUCAUCAGAUGAACAACAUUAA